AACUGUUCUGCUCUGUUCACCUACAGGUUGUGACUGUUUCUCUUCUGUCGUCCGUGUGGAAAGUGCCACACACACUCCAGAACAACGACGGCUUUUGCUUGCAUUUUCCAGUGUUUCUUUUGUCAGCGUGUUCAGCAAAGUUGUAAUUCUUCAAGUGCCAGCCCUGAGCUGAGUGAGGAGCCAGCAGCAGAGAUGGUAAAAAUGACAAAGUCAAAAACGUUCCAGGCUUACCUGCCGAACUGUCAUCGAACCUACAGCUGCAUCCACUGCAGAGCCCAUCUAGCCAAUCACGAUGAAUUGAUCUCUAAGUCCUUUCAGGGAAGCCAGGGACGAGCCUACCUCUUUAAUUCUGUGGUAAAUGUGGGCUGUGGUCCAGCAGAGGAGCGAGUCCUUCUGACAGGUUUACAUGCUGUAGCAGAUAUCUAUUGUGAAAACUGUAAAACCACUCUUGGAUGGAAAUAUGAACAUGCUUUUGAGAGCAGCCAGAAAUACAAAGAAGGAAAAUUUAUCAUUGAACUUGCCCACAUGAUAAAGGACAAUGGCUGGGAGUGAAUCAUACCGUUUUUCCUUCAGUUUGGACAAUAUUCUGUGGAACCUGCUUUAUAAGGACUAACGCAAAGUGAAGGAAGAUCUUGGCUAAAGUGGCCCUGAGAAUAUCACUGAACUCUGAAACCUCACACAUGAGUAGUGUAGUGUAAGUGGCUAUUUCAGGCCAUGUUUGCCUUCUCUCCUUGUGUAAGUUCCCUCUUUUUGUAUGUGUAUUAUUGUGUGAACGGUUGUUUUGGAACAUUUUGGAUGACCUUUUUCUAAACUCUCUCACACUCUAGAGAAACAGUUCACUAAUUGAAAACAGAUUUUACUGGUUAGCAUCUAUCUCUGACCUAUGCCUUUAAUGCUACCUUCUGCUGUGCAUGCUUCUUGCCUAAACACCUACACUCCAAUCCUGUAGAAGUUCUGUGUCUGAGCAGUCCUAAAGAAUGUAUAGGAUGGGGUGCUUUUUUUAUAUGUAGCAAUUUCUGAUGUAUUUGGCAGUGAAAGGGAUGCAGUAUUGUAAUUAUUCAUUUAUUUUUAAAAAAUUUGUGUACCACAACCUGUGUACAUCUUGUAGGUGAGUUGGUUAAAGGUACAGUGCUCACUUUAAAAACAUUUCAAUUGCACUGACUGAAAUUAGCAGAGGUUUUGUUAGGAAGGGAUUUGCUGAUGGCUCAGUAUCUUAAUGAAAUAUCUUAGAUGGAUUUUAAAUCAAUAAUGCUGUAGAAUAUAUUCAGUUAAGACCAAAACAUUACCUAAAGAGUUUGCUGGAUAUGGAAGAAAUCUAUAAAAAUAUAGCUUGCAAGAUCAAAUGGCACAAAAUUGUAUGCAUCUUCUAUUUUGGAGAAGAAAAACUAGUCGGUGUAUUUAAAUAGAAAAGUUUUGGUACUGUACCUUUGCCAGGGACAGGGACUUGUGCAUUGCUUAAGUUUUAUGGCUGGUUCCAUGUAGCUGUAUAGCCCUAAUGCACUGGACAAAGAGGUUGAUAU
Tinamus guttatus (white-throated tinamou) is the source of this 1520-nucleotide messenger RNA. Lineage: Eukaryota; Metazoa; Chordata; Aves; Tinamiformes; Tinamidae. The record is from RefSeq and is a predicted model, not a curated record.